GUCAAUCAAACGACUAGCUUGACUUCGACGACGAGCAUAAAAACGUCGGCACGUCUCGUUUUUAACAAAAGUGUGAAUAGCAAAACCAGUUUUUUGCAUUUUUGAGUGUAGAGGACGGAAAAGGAAUCGUGAGUGACGAAAAAAAACGUGUUGCGAAGUACUUCCGGGAUUCCUCCUGUUUGUUGACUUUUUUUUCCCCACUCCAUCUCUCCUGGCAACGCCACUUCAAUGGCGACGGCUUACCGAAAAACAGCGCCGUCAACGAGCCAAAAGAAGAAGACCAGCUCGAAAAUCGAGCUGAGCGAGGAGCAGAAGCAGGAGAUCAAGGAAGCUUUCGACCUCUUUGACUCUGAUGGCACUGGCAAGAUAGACGUCAAAGAGCUCAAGGUUGCAAUGAGAGCGCUCGGGUUCGAACCCAAGAAGGAGGAAAUCAAGAAGAUGAUCGCCGACAUCGACAAGGAAGGCUCCGGAACCAUCGACUACAGCGACUUUCUCAGCAUGAUGACCAUGAAAAUGAGCGAGAAGGACUCCCGAGAGGAGAUCAUGAAGGCGUUCCGACUGUUCGACGACGACUGCACGGGGAAGAUCUCCUUCAAGAAUCUGAAGAGGGUCGCCAAGGAGCUGGGCGAGAACCUCACGGACGAAGAACUGCAGGAGAUGAUUGACGAGGCCGACCGGGACGGCGACGGCGAAGUCAACGAACAGGAGUUCUUGCGCAUCAUGAAGAAAACUAACCUUUACUGAUGAAAUAUUAUUCAAAAAAAAAAAAAAAAAAGCUUGUUUUUUUUCCCCAACUUUGUGUGUAAAUAGACUUCUGUAGAACAUUUUUUUCCCACUCGACAUUAAAAUGACGCUUUUUGAACAUA
Messenger RNA from Syngnathoides biaculeatus (alligator pipefish), 866 nucleotides. RefSeq names its product centrin 4 (gene cetn4). The transcript has 5 exons. Gene Ontology annotation, cellular component: centriole; centrosome. Bases 229 to 744 code for a protein of 171 amino acids. The record is from RefSeq and is a predicted model, not a curated record. NCBI's taxonomy places the organism in Eukaryota, Metazoa, Chordata, Actinopteri, Syngnathiformes, Syngnathidae. Gene Ontology annotation, molecular function: calcium ion binding. Gene Ontology annotation, biological process: centriole replication; mitotic cell cycle; nucleotide-excision repair.